AUGGGAAAAAAGAGAGGAGACGCAGAUGUAAAAUGCAAAAAAAAAAGAGAAGGAAAAGUACGUCUUUUCGUUCGUUUGAUUGUCUUGUGAGUGCGUUUCGUUUUUCCGCGUCCAAAUUUGGAGGAACAAGAAGAAGAAGAACAUGUAUAUUUGUCCAGCCGAAUACUAAUGCUACUUAAUUCAAAUGAGUGUUAGGAAAGAAUUUAAAAUUGAAAUAGGUCAUCAGUAAAAUUUCGAAAUUUCGUUUCGAAAUGAAAAAUUAGAACAUUUUCAAAAUUAUACAAGAACAAAGUUCAUCUAAACUGAACUAUAGACAGUCUAGAAAACUGAUAAUCACACCUAACUUCUAAAAUUCAUGACAAAACUCGCAGCAAGCUUGCAAACAGGUUGCGACUGAAAAAAAACGAGAAAUGCCUAAAACGAAAAACAAAUUUGAAACUUGCUGCGCUCCUUUGUCGUGGCAAGACCCAGACAACAAACAUCACCUGUGUUCCUUUAAACCGUAUGGAAAAUUUGCGGGCCUGAUUAUUUUCCUACACAAUUGUGCACAACGCACAACAGAAAAUACACACUGAAGAAAAUGUUUUCAAAAAAAUGAACAUAAUAUUUUUUACACGUUAGAUCUUAUCUUCCACAAAUAACCUAAAUGACGUGUAAAUGUUUUGUAUAAAUACAGUUGCUGGUUGUGAUUAAAUAUUUUUAAUUGUGUAUUUGAAUUCAAAAUGGUAGAUCAACCGAAACCGAAAAAGGAAGUAAGGAAAAAGAAGGUCCCGAGGAAGAGGGGCAAGAAAAAGCCCCUCUUCCCUCGGGAAGAUGUUUCCGGCCCGAGGAAAAAAAGAAUAGUAAGUUAGAAUGUUUUUUGAUCAGGAAAUGGAGGAAUAAUUUUUUUUUGCAGAAGGAGGCCCGGGAACAGGGUUGCCGGCCCGGCUUUCAAUAUGUGCCGGUAACCGACUCGGAAUCGGAUGA
This is a messenger RNA of Caenorhabditis angaria, 966 nucleotides long. NCBI's taxonomy places the organism in Eukaryota, Metazoa, Nematoda, Chromadorea, Rhabditida, Rhabditidae. The record is from the annotation of a GenBank genome assembly.